Molecule: messenger RNA, 396 nt
Organism: Clonostachys byssicola
Lineage: Eukaryota; Fungi; Ascomycota; Sordariomycetes; Hypocreales; Bionectriaceae
Source: the annotation of a GenBank genome assembly
AUGUCCAAAUCAACAGCCCCGUCGGCGAUGCAUACAAGCAGCUCGGCAUCUCACACGCAGUCGUUCUCCCUACCUCAGCAAAGCGCGUCUACUUCUGGCGAGGGUGGCCUGGAUCUCAAGACAGGGAAGGUGGUCACGUCGUCCCUCGAAGAUCAGUUUAAGGCUGCCUUCAAGUUGGUGGAUUCUUUGCUUCAAGAAGCCGGGGUUGAGAAGGGUAUUGGAGGCGCCUAUAUAAUCAUGGCACUUGUUCUAGACAUGAAGAAUGAGGCCCUUCUGAUGAAGUUCUUUAAGGAAAUAUACCCUGAUUCAAAGCCGACAUUCAUGACUUAUGCGGUUGCCGUGGUGGCCCUGGAAGGAAUGGAAGUUGAACUUCAAGCUGAGGCAUUGGUUCCUUAA